This is a messenger RNA of Chlorocebus sabaeus (green monkey), 1990 nucleotides long. Lineage: Eukaryota; Metazoa; Chordata; Mammalia; Primates; Cercopithecidae. The record is from RefSeq and is a predicted model, not a curated record.
GGGGUAGGGAAGCUUCCAGAGGCUGGUGGGGAGGAAGUUAUAAAGAGGGUAGGAGGGGGCCAGCGGGAGGGCCAUGCAGUCCAAGCGGGAUUGUGAGCUGUGGUGUGAGAGGGUGAAUCCAGAGAACAAGGCGGCGCUGGAGGCGUGGGUCAGGGAGACAGGCAUCCGCCUGGUGCAGGUGAACGGGCAGAGGAAGUAUGGCGGGCCACCCCCAGGUACGGUAGUCCCAGCCCCUCUGCCUGUCCGGCUACACCAACCCCCUUUGGGGGAGGGGCUGCCCCAGCCUUCACUGUCAGGAACUGCAAACUACCCGGAUUUAUAUCCCCCAGCAAAGGAGGAACUGUGGCUCCACGUCCACCCGCCCCGUCGAGGGAGGGGGCCAAUCUCAAGGUGUACCUACUCUGUGCCAGCCCCUUCGUUAGCGCAGUCACCUAAUUAUGCCAACCACCCAGGGUACGGGUGUAAGCCCAUUUCACAAACCUUGGUUCCCAUCGCUUCCCACCCCCGCGCGCUGGGUCCGUGGGCUCAGAAUUCGAAAGCGUCGCCUGACGGUGGCCUUGCAUACCCCCUUCCCACAGGCUGGGUGGGCAGCCCGCCGCCAGCUGGGUCAGAGGUAUUCAUCGGGCGGCUGCCUCAGGACGUGUACGAGCACCAGCUUAUCCCGCUGUUCCAGCGCGUGGGCCGCCUCUACGAGUUCCGCCUGAUGAUGACCUUCAGCGGCCUGAACCGCGGCUUCGCCUAUGCCCGCUAUAGCUCGCGGCGCGGCGCGCAGGCCGCCAUCGCCACGCUGCACAACCAUCCGCUGCGGCCGUCCUGCCCGCUGCUCGUGUGCCGCAGCACCGAGAAGUGUGAGCUGAGCGUUGACGGCCUGCCGCUGAAUCUGACCCGCAGCGCGCUGCUGCUCGCGCUGCAGCCGCUGAGUCCCGGCCUGCAGGAGGCGCGGCUGCUGCCCAGCCCCGGACCGGCGCCUGGGCAGAUCGCUCUGCUCAAAUUCAGCUCUCACCGGGCCGCUGCCAUGGCCAAAAAGGCCCUGGUGGAAGGGCAGUCACACCUCUGUGGAGAGCAGGUGGCUGUGGAGUGGCUCAAGCCAGACCUGAAGCAGCGACUCCGCCAGCAGCUUGUGGGUCCCUCCUUGCGGCCCCCACAACCAGAGGGCAGCCAGUUGGCCUUGGCAAGGGACAAGUUAGGGUCCCAAGGGGCUCGGGCUACCCUGCAGUUGCUGUGCCAACGAAUGAAGCUGGGCAGCCCUGUGUUCCUCACUAAGUGUUUGGGCAUAGGACCUGCUGGCUGGCACCGCUUCUGGUAUCAGGUGGUGAUUCCUGGGCAUCCGGUGCCUUUUAGUGGCCUCAUCUGGGUUGUGCUGACCCUAGAUGGCCAGGAUGGGCAUGAGGUGGCCAAGGAUGCUGUGUCUGUUCGGCUGCUGCAGGCACUCAGUGAGUCUGGGGCCAGUCUCCUGUGGUCUGCUGGGGCUGAGGCAGGUACCAUGGUUAAACAGUGACUCCAUUCUCUCUCCACAGGCAGCCUGAAUGGGCAGGCAGAGCCUGUGUCAGGCCCCAGCCCAGCAGGCCUGGGUGGCCACUAUCUGACUCCCAAAGGUGGGGAGGGGCAUGGGCCCAGGCCAUCAGCCUCCCUGCUGGGACAGGGACCUACGGCACCUGGGGCAGCUUAAGUUUGGCUUAAGUUGUGGUGAGGGGCCUUGCUCUCCCCCUCCCAGCCCAGGGUCCAAGCUGACCCUGUGGUCUUCCAUGGCCAUUCCUUGUCCCACACCCACCCGAUCAUACCUUCCCCCCUCUGCCACAGCUUAGCAUGAAUCUUCUUCAUUGUCCUGAUUUGUCUUCUUUGUUGGUUUUUAUUUGCGGGGAGGGGCAGCUGAGUCAAAGGGGUCAGAAAUUCGCCCUUUGGCUCCACCACAUGGCAUUCUGGUUUUGGUUUCUGUGUAGUUUUGGGUCUUUCUAUGCUGGUUGUAUUUAUAUUAAACCCCUGGUUAGUA